AUGCCGGCAUCCACCCCCCCCCCCCCCCCGAUUGGGGGAUCACUGCCCGGAAGGGCGCAGGGGGGUUUGCUCCCUCCAAGUGAACACACCACUGCGCCCCCGGUGCAGCCCGCCUCCCAUUCCCACCAAGCAAGCCCUGCACCUUCAUUGUACGGGCGCUCGGCUGCGGGGGUCGGGUCGCCCGCCACGGACCGGCAGGCGGAGAGCCAGCGAUCUCGCUCGGGGAGCUGCGAGUUGCCGAUGAGGACCACGGAGCCGUAG
Molecule: messenger RNA, 261 nt
Organism: Auxenochlorella protothecoides
Lineage: Eukaryota; Viridiplantae; Chlorophyta; Trebouxiophyceae; Chlorellales; Chlorellaceae
Exons: 1
Coding region: 1-261 (86 amino acids)
Source: RefSeq, a predicted model, not a curated record